Messenger RNA from Alternaria atra, 2139 nucleotides. RefSeq lists its product as uncharacterized. The transcript has 3 exons. Bases 1 to 2139 code for a protein of 712 amino acids. NCBI's taxonomy places the organism in Eukaryota, Fungi, Ascomycota, Dothideomycetes, Pleosporales, Pleosporaceae. Gene Ontology annotation, molecular function: nucleic acid binding. The record is from RefSeq and is a predicted model, not a curated record. Gene Ontology annotation, cellular component: nucleus.
AUGGGUCAAACGCCGUCAGUUGAUGCUUUAAUUCAAGCAAGCGCGCUCUAUAGUUCACCCGCAAACAAAUGGGGAAAAUCGCAUAUUAAAGACGCCUUGCCAGCUACAUCGCACGCGGAUAGAAAGGAACCACCUAUUGUUGCAGACAACUUCCGUAUGGAUAGCGUUACUGCAUUCUUCGAAGGGUUAAGUCAUACCGAAAUCCUCAAAUACUGUUUAGGCUUUGACAAACCGGGCGUUCCAGCACUAGCGGAACAUGUUGUGCUAAUCGCUUUGAAGUGCGGCACUUUGAGUCGGGAACCAUUUCGUCUACUGGAUGUUGGCUUACAUGUUCUCGAGCGAAAGGGUAUGCGACAUCAUCUUUUGUCGCCGGGACCACAUAGCGUGAACAUUCUCAACAGUGUAGCAUACCAUCACUUGCGUCUGCAGGGUAACGCGCAUUUUGCGAACUGCUUGCCAGACCCCAAUAAGUUAGAAGACAACCACUUCGGUACCACACGCUUUGUAGAUGAAGCAGAAGCGGGUGAGUUUUUGGAAGACUGCUUCAGGAGACGCAUCAAGACGGAGCCGACACCACUAACGUACAAUCUCGUACGAGACGAGUACGUUGCCGAGGAGUGCGGCGAGUGCGACCUCGGUCCUAUUGUUCUUCUGAACUUCGACAAACCGCAGCUUCAAACUCUUCAAGAUAUGUUCGGAUGCCACCCUUCAAUCUGGAAGAACAUUGUAGCAACGAUAAGCGCACAAAGCGUCGCUCAAGAGCAAGGCUUCGGCUGGCGCGACGAACCCAUCACGUUACUGCAACUGACUAACGACCUCGGGAUCGAUUACCCGAAUUCGAAGACUGCCGCUGAUCGUGUUGCAUACACCCUUAUCGACGUUGUCCAGAUCAUCAUGCACCCGAGAUUUCCGCGGGCGAAGGAAAGCAUUCGCCAGUCCCCCUUUCCUCCACCAACCCUUCUCGUAGAUCCUUCAAGUUCCGUGCGGCAACGAAGAUUUACAACAUCAACUCUUCAAAACAACGAAAAGAUGUCCAACUCAGACCUCUCUCGCUCCGUCAGCCCAGACCACGGCAGCUCAUCAUCCCCCUCCCCUCCUCCUUCCGAGAUCCAACAGCUCGCGUUGGCCCUGACCUCGAAGACCGGAAGCGAGGUCUUCUCGCACUGUCUUGGUCUCUCCAAGCUCGAAGGCGUUCCCUUCAUCGCCGACAAUAUAAUCGUCGUAAACUUCGACACCGAGAACUGGGUCGCUAACCAUGACGCCCUCACUGAAAUCGGCGUUUCAACCUUCGACUCUCGCGACAUGCGCACGCUGAAGGAGGCUGGUAUGAACGGAGAGAACCUGCUCAAGCAGGUCUACUUCUACCAUGCGCGUAUCUUGGAGAACGCACAUCUCCUCAAUAUCAAGUAUUGUGUUGGUAACCCCGACGAUAACCGCUUCGGUCAGACUCGCUUCUUGACCAAGCUCGAAGCCGCUUCGAUGCUCAAGGAAAUGUUCGCCUGGCCCAUCGACCACCAGAAGCCGGAGUUAGGUUUCUGUCCCGUCGUGGUCUUGGGUCAUGCCCUCCAUGGGGAUAUGGCGAUGCUAAAGUCCACGCUGGGCUUCGACGCCAUGGCUUUGGAGACGGUGGUCAAGAUCAUCGACACCCAGCAAAUGGCUAAGGAGUGCGGAUACGAUUCUUACGGCGGCAACAAGAUCGGCCUAGGUAAUCUCGUCGCCAGCUGUGGUUUCAAAUAUCGGGAUGCCCAUACCGCUAGCAACGACGCGGCUAUGACGUUGAUUGCCGCUGUUCAGAUGGUCCUUCCUGAAGAGCUGAAGCCAAGAGAUGGCGGCUUGCAGCAGGUCGUUGACGAUAUUGAAAUUGCUAGCCAGCUGCAAGAGUGGGCUUGGGGUAACGAUCUCUACUGCCUUCGCUGUGGCAAAUACGGUCACACUAAAGACAAAUAUCGCAACAAGCGGUGUUUUGCCAAGGUCAAAUGCAGCCACUGUGCUACCUCCCAGAUCGAAAAGCGUAAGCAGACUGCAGGCACUCAUCGAACGGAGUGCUGUAUCUCUUAUGCGAUGCGUGGGCCUGAGGUGGUUGCGACCGUUGAGCAUGUUGCAAGCGUGAUUGCUGGUCUGAACCUUGGAGGAAAGUAA